CCCGAAGAUUAGGACAUUGCUCUAUGAGCUGUUUGAUUUCGAGCUGUGCACUCAUCUACUUUUGUCGUGCAGCCAGUGAUAGAGCGCAGCAUUUCACUGAGACGGAGCUCGUAUCGCAAGUAUGAGAAUGCAGCGAACAAGCCAGAUGAUGAAUGGUGCCACUCGGACUGGUCCUUGUUGGGCGCCUAAGAUCCGCCUCCCCUGUCUUUGUCCUCCCACAUUCUUUGGCCAAAAUAUUGCCUUUGUCCCUCUGCGCGGACCUGCUUAAAAACGAUCUGGACUAUGAUCGUCAUCCACUCCAUCCAUUCCCGCUUUCCUUCCAUCAUGAACAGACCCGGCUAUCCUCCCUCCCACCAAUCUGGUGCGAGCCAACUUGUCCGUGCGAAUUCUCCAGCGUUUACCUCGACGUCUCUCACUUCGGCCCCAGCACACGGAGCAGUUACAAAUGUCCAGACUCAUCGCAGAAUGGAACCUGCUGUACCUAUGCCUCCCGAAACAUCUUCGACCUCACGGUCGCCUUCAGGCUAGAGCGCACCAUCGAGACAAACCAGCCGUCUGUGUCGCUGUGGCCGCGGAAGGUGCAAGUUGCGAUUUUCCUACCCUAUCCGAAUGAUGAUCGCUGUCCACGCAGAAUUACCGUUCCAACUGCAAUCGCAAAGAUCUUGCCUGCGUGCACGGAAACUCAGUAUAUAUCAGAAAGAGACGUUCCUGGUGUCGCAGAACGGUCCCGAAGUGAGCUUCCUGAAAAUGUUCGAGAGCCCACUUUAUCGGUUCAGCCGGAACGAUGGGAAGCGGAGGCGACUUUUCCUCAGGUGCGAGCCCUGGGUUGAUGCGGGCAGGAUUGAACCGGACAAGGUGGUGUGAUGUCUCUCUUGGGAAUGUUGAGUAUAAUCUGGGUAACUGGAUGCGCCACCGGGAUUGGUGUGUUGGUAUCGAGAACGCGAUUUUGAGUUCAGUGCUGGAUGCUUGGGAAAUUCGGACUGCGAAUUCUUCUGUGGGAAGAUCGUGAUGGUCUCAGUCUGAAUACUAUAUAUUUUUGACCUGCGGAGCUGUUACUGUUAACGAAGAAAGAGCCGUCGCAGUGUAUUACCUUGGCAUGACUAUGACCUCAAGAUAUCCGAGAAGUUAGUUUCCUACUCCGUCGUUUUCUGCCGGUCCUCUUUGUUUGUUCGU
Guyanagaster necrorhizus is the source of this 1173-nucleotide messenger RNA. RefSeq lists its product as uncharacterized. The coding region runs from base 153 to 830 and encodes 225 amino acids. The record is from RefSeq and is a predicted model, not a curated record. Lineage: Eukaryota; Fungi; Basidiomycota; Agaricomycetes; Agaricales; Physalacriaceae. The transcript has 2 exons.